ACGAUCACAGGCACAGCCCAUAGCUUCAAACCUCUCUCUUAAGUCUGGUGUUUUUGGCGCGAUAGCUAUACAUACUUCUGUGCUUCAAUGGAUUACUACGGGAGAGGAAGAGGGAGAGGAGGAGGAGGAGGAGGAGGAGGAGGAAGAGGAGGGGGACGGAACACCGGAGGUGGUGGAGGGAGAGGAGGCAGAGGAGGCAGAGGAGGGAGAGGACAGAACCGUGAUGGACAGCACGGUGAUCCUUCGAAUCCUUCUGGCUACCAGAGUUUCCCUGGUCAGCAAAUGGGAUAUAGAUCAGCAUCCGGCCAGGAUCGAGGUUUUGGACAAGGACCCAGUUCGUAUCAAGGUCAACCUAGUGAACCCAGAAGGCCGAUAUCAGGCCAUGAUCGGGGUUUCAGCCAGGGACCCAGUUCCAGCCAGGGUCAGAUUGUAGAACCCACUAGAUCGGCUUCUUCGGCUUGGGUGGCUUCGGCAGUGGGGAGUGGUAGAGGGGCUUGGAGUGGAGGCGGUGGUUCGAGUGGUUCUGGCAGUGGUCGAGGAGCUUGGAAUGUCGACCAUCGUCCUAGUGGUUCCGGUUCCAAGAGUUCUGAAUCUGUCUAUGAUCCACCAAUUUCAGGGCUGAAAUCUCUUGAGAUUUCACGUUCCCGGCAACCAUCACCUCCUCAUGUGUCAGGGAAUAUUGCCCCAAUAAGGCGACCUGAUAACGGUGGAACAUCUUGUGUCCGAAAGGUUCGCCUUCUUGCAAAUCAUUUUCUCAUCAAUUUCAAUCCCCAAACGACUAUGCUUCAGUACAACAUUGAUGUUGAGCUAGAGAUGCCAUCCAAGUCUGGUGGAGUUUCAAAUUCAGAAAUACGUUCCAUAAAGAACAAAAUAUUCUCUGAUGAUCCUAGACAGUUUCCUCUAUCCAUGACUGCUUAUGAUGGGGGGAAGAUCAUCUUUAGUAGAGUAAUGCUUCCUACGGGGAAAUUCAAGGUGGAUAUGCCCAAGGGGAAGGUCGUUAAAUCCUAUAGUUUCACUAUAGAGUUGGUGAAGCAGCUAGAGCUUGGAAGCUUAAAAGAGUUCUUCAAUGGCACCCUCCAACAUAUCCCUCGUGCAAUAUUGCAAGGGAUGGAUCUUAUCAUGAAAGAGAACCCGAAGCAGCAUCGUGUUCAAAUUGGCCAGGGCUUCUACUCUAUGAGAUACAAUAGAGAUGAUGAUCUCGGUUAUGGUAUUGUAGCUUGCAGGGGCUUUCAGCAGAGCUUGAAGCCCACUUCCCAGGGACUAGCCCUAUGUGUGGACUCCUCUGUUCUACCAUUUCGGAAGCCAAUCCCUGUGCUAGAAUUUCUCUCUGAGUAUGUGUAUGGGUUCAAUACUGUUCGUCUUGACAAUCAGGUGAGGCGUGAUGUUGAAAAGGCCUUGAAAGGAUUAAAAGUGAUGGUGAUUCACAGGCAAACAAAGCAAAAGUACACAAUCAAGGGAUUAACCGGUCGCACUGCUAAUGAUCUGACUUUCACAGUCGAGGAUCGGGAUGGUAUUAAUCAACCCCAGGAAGUUAGGCUGGUGGAUUAUUUCAGAGACAGAUACAGAGACAUCAAAUUUAAAAAUCUCCCUUGCUUGGAUUUGGGAAAGAGUGAUAGGUCAAAUGCUGUACCUAUGGAGUUCUGUGUGUUGAUAGAAGGGCAGAGGUACCCAAAGGAUCAGUUGGACAGGGAUGGAGAAACAAAAUUGAAGAAUAUGUCCUUGGCAAAACCUUGGGAAAGAAGAAAAACCAUACUUGACAUGGUUCAAGCAGGCGAUGGGCCUCUCAGUGGAGAUAUAGUGCGCAACUUUGAAAUUAAAGCCAGCACAAAGAUGACACAGGUGAUUGGCCGUGUAAUCAAACCACCAAAUCUAAAACUUGGUGACACCGGUGGCAGAGCUUGUAAAUUCACUAUGGAUAGGGAAGACUGUCAGUGGAAUCUCGUUAAUAGGUCUGUAUUGGAAGGGAAGGACAUUGAAAGGUGGGCGAUCCUUGAUUUUACUUCGAAUGAUCGGAGGUCCUAUCUGAACUAUAAUAAAUUCAUACCACAAUUAAUGGCGAGAUGCAAUAAUCUACGGAUGCGCAUGAGGGAACCUCUCUUCCUUGAACCGUCUGAUAUGCGCGUGCUCUCUGAUACUGACAGGCUUCGUGAGCUCCUUAAUUAUGUAUAUGAUAAAGCAAAUCAUCGGUUGCAGAUGCUGAUCUGUCCAAUGACAAGCAAAAAUGUGGGUUAUAAGGCUCUCAAGUGGAUCUGUGAGACGCAAAUUGGCAUUGUGACACAAUGCUGUUUAAGCACCCAUUGCAACAUGGGUAAAGAUCAGUACCUGGCAAACCUUGCUCUGAAGAUCAAUGCAAAGCUGGGAGGAAGCAACUUUGAGCUCUUGGACCGACUUCCCCAUCUUGAGGGCAAUGAUCAUGUGAUGUUUGUUGGGGCUGAUGUCAAUCAUCCAAGCCCAGGAAAUGCAUCAAGCCCAUCUGCUGCAGCUGUUGUUGCUACUUUAAAUUGGCCAGCUGCAAACAAAUAUGCAGCACGGUAUCGUCUUCAAGAGCAUCGAAAAGAGAAGAUCCUAGAAUUCGGGGAUAUGUGUUUGGAGCUUAUCAACAAAUAUGCUGAAAUCAACAAAGUCAAACCAAAAAAAAUUAUAGUGUUCCGUGAUGGGGUCAGUGACAGCCAGUUUCAUAUGGUCCUGAAUGAAGAAUUAAUGGAUCUGAAGAAGGCAAUUGAGCGUGAUGGAUACUCCCCGACCAUAACACUUGUGACUGCACAGAAGCGGCACCAAACUCGCCUCUUCCCCGAGGAUGAGAAACAAGGGGCUCGUGGUGGCAAUGUCGUUCCAGGGACAGUUGUGGAUACAACUAUUGUGCACCGUUGGGAAUUUGACUUCUACCUUUGUAGUCACUAUGGACUCCUGGGGACAAGCAAACCAACUCACUACUAUUGUCUGUGGGAUGAUCACAAGUUUACUUCAGAUGAGUUGCAGCAGAUCAUAAACAACCUGUGUUACACCUAUGCGCGUUGCACAAAACCUGUCUCAUUGGUCCCACCAGCGUACUAUGCUGAUAAUUUGGCAUAUAGGGUGCGACAGUACUAUGAGGCUUGGGAGGUUGACUUUGCUUCAUCAUCAUCAUCAUCAUCAUCUUCAUCGUUUGUGCCGCGGUUUGAUCCAAACAACUUCAAGAUGCAUAGCGAUCUUAAGGAUGCUAUGUUCUUCUGUUGAAGAUCGACAAAUGGUUGCAGUCCACUGCUCAGGUUCACUCUCCUUAUCUAUACAGCCAUGCAUAGUUGAGGAGUUUGUGCGUGAAUCUAAAAAAUUAUAGUCCAAAUCUACAAGGGUCUAAUUCACCGUUGUGUUUCCUACUUCCUUUCACAUGGUCCUAGUAUGCCAUAUACAUUGUUUUUGAGGUUCAGUCAUCUUGGAUAUAUAUGUUAUGAUGUUCUUUGUGUGAUGGUUUAAGAAUCUAAGCUUCUGUUGGUCGUAAAUUGCGACUUCAUUUCAGUGGUUUGUGGUGUUUUGCUUUGAUUUUAAUGGUUGAUGAGUUUUUAUGUAAUCAAACAGGUUAUGAUUAUGAUUUAUGAAUGUAAUGCUUGCUUUCUCUCUCUGAUAUGGAAAAAAGGAUGGUUCUUCCA
Messenger RNA from Macadamia integrifolia, 3626 nucleotides. RefSeq names its product protein argonaute 2-like. Gene Ontology annotation, cellular component: cytoplasm. Bases 88 to 3216 code for a protein of 1042 amino acids. Gene Ontology annotation, biological process: regulatory ncRNA-mediated post-transcriptional gene silencing. The transcript has 3 exons. Gene Ontology annotation, molecular function: protein binding; RNA binding. Lineage: Eukaryota; Viridiplantae; Streptophyta; Magnoliopsida; Proteales; Proteaceae. The record is from RefSeq and is a predicted model, not a curated record.